Messenger RNA from Solanum tuberosum (potato), 2481 nucleotides. Its product is annotated as sodium/hydrogen exchanger 2. The record is from RefSeq and is a predicted model, not a curated record. Gene Ontology annotation, cellular component: plasma membrane. The transcript is spliced from 16 exons. Gene Ontology annotation, biological process: sodium ion import across plasma membrane; proton transmembrane transport; regulation of stomatal closure. Gene Ontology annotation, molecular function: potassium:proton antiporter activity; sodium:proton antiporter activity. Bases 417 to 2027 code for a protein of 536 amino acids. Lineage: Eukaryota; Viridiplantae; Streptophyta; Magnoliopsida; Solanales; Solanaceae.
GAAAAAGGAAAAGGAAGUGACGUUAUUCCCGGAGUUUUCUAUUUCUGUUUCUAGAAAUUUUGCGCUUCUCCUCAAAAUCAUUUUCUCUCUCUGCUCCUGCUUUUUUUCUCCAUUUUUGGGAGCAAUUUCACGACGAAAACUCGAAGCAGACAAAUAUUUGAACUUUAUUUUUGCACUUCUCUCUUCCAUUUUUCUUUUUGUGGUUUCAGAAAGUUUAGAGGAUUUGUAAUAUUUUUUGUGCUCUGUUUUCCGGCGCCUUUCAGAAUGCAAUUGUAUUGGUGAAAGGCACUGGAAGCUUUUUUGUUUGCAUUGUAUUAUGCAGAAGAUUGACAUGACGGGAGCUAAUCGCGAUGAAAACCUGGCGAAGUUGAAAACAAGUUGGUGAACUGUGGUUGUAAUACAAAGUGUCAAAAGAAAUGGCUUCUGUGCUGGCUUCUCUGUUUCCAAAACUGGGAUCUUUGGGUACUUCAGAUCAUGCUUCUGUUGUAUCCAUCAACCUAUUUGUGGCACUCCUUUGUGCUUGCAUCAUCAUUGGUCAUCUCUUGGAGGAGAACCGCUGGAUUAACGAGUCCAUUACUGCCCUCAUAAUUGGUUUGGGUACAGGAGUGGUUAUCUUGCUCGUAAGUGGUGGAAAGAGCUCACACCUUCUGGUUUUCAGUGAAGAUCUCUUUUUCAUAUAUGUACUUCCUCCAAUCAUAUUUAAUGCAGGGUUUCAGGUAAAAAAGAAGCAAUUUUUCGUGAACUUCAUAACUAUAAUGAUGUUCGGAGCCAUUGGUACCCUGGUCUCAUGUGCCAUUAUAUCACUAGGUGCCAUUCAAACUUUCAAGAAGUUGGACAUUGAAUUUCUAGAUAUUGGGGAUUAUCUUGCAAUUGGAGCAAUAUUUGCUGCCACAGAUUCCGUCUGCACAUUGCAGGUCCUACAUCAGGAUGAGACACCCCUCCUUUACAGUCUUGUAUUUGGAGAAGGAGUUGUAAAUGAUGCUACAUCGGUGGUGCUUUUCAAUGCUAUUCAAAACUUCGACCUUACCAGUGUGAAUCUCAGUAUAGCCCUCAGUUUCCUUGGCAACUUCUUCUAUCUGUUCCUUGCUAGCACUUUACUGGGAGCAGGAACCGGUCUUCUUAGUGCUUACAUUAUCAAGAAGCUGUAUUUUGGCAGGCACUCCACAGAUCGUGAGGUUGCCCUUAUGAUGCUCAUGGCUUACUUAUCAUACAUGCUGGCUGAACUAUUCUAUUUGAGUGGGAUUCUCACUGUAUUUUUCUGUGGUAUUGUAAUGUCUCAUUACACUUGGCACAAUGUGACCGAGAGUUCAAGAGUCACUACAAGGCACGCUUUUGCAACUUUGUCAUUUCUUGCAGAGACUUUCCUCUUCCUCUAUGUCGGCAUGGAUGCUUUGGAUAUCGAGAAGUGGAAAUUUGUUGGUGACAGGCCUGGAUUAUCAAUUUCCGUGAGUUCAAUACUGAUGGGACUAAUCUUGCUGGGGAGAGCUGCCUUUGUUUUUCCAUUAUCAUUCUUCUCCAACUUAAUGAAGAAAUCCUCGGAGCAAAAAAUUACCUUUAGGCAGCAAGUGAUAAUAUGGUGGGCAGGUUUGAUGAGAGGCGCAGUGUCCAUGGCACUGGCAUAUAAUAAGUUCACUCGUGGGGGACACACUCAACUGCAGGACAAUGCAAUAAUGAUUACCAGCACGAUAACCAUUGUUCUAUUCAGCACAAUGGUAUUCGGUUUAAUGACAAAACCCCUUAUAAGUCUCCUGCUGCCACCACAGAGGCAAUUGAGUACAGUGUCAUCAGGUGCAAAUACUCCAAAGUCUCUAACAGCCCCACUCCUAGGCAGUCGAGAGGACUCUGAAGUUGAUUUAAAUGUUCCAGAUCUUCCUCACCCACCAAGUUUGAGGAUGCUACUUACCGCACCAAGUCAUAAAGUGCAUCGGUACUGGCGCAAGUUUGACGAUGCAUUCAUGCGCCCUAUGUUUGGUGGUCGGGGAUUUGCUCCUCCUGCCCCUGGUUCUCCAACGGAACAGGGUCCAUGAUGUGCACGAGAAAAAUGAAAUUGAUGUAAAAGAAAUUCGCCAAGGGACGUCCAGUGGAUCCUAAAGAUUCUGUGUACACAGAUUGCUGACAGCAUUAUGAGCUUCACCCAGGUCCUUGACCAUUUGGUACUGCUGUCAUUUACAUUGCUUUAGCAAACUCUAAAACUGAUAAAAUGUUCAUAAAAUUCAGCAAAAUCCUCUCGUUUGCAGUGGAGGGUUUAGGAAAGGGUGAAACUCUGGCUGACCAUGGUGAGUGUGUAAGUUAAUCCUGAGAAUGCUCUCUCAGAUGGCAAUAUCUCUAUUCAAACUUAUUGUAAAUUUUGGGCUACUUAAAUGUUGCCAUCUUUUUGCGUGGUGUAAUUUCGUGUGGUAUUAUAUAUCCCAUUUGUAAUGUUUUAUGAACUUGAGAAAGAAAUAAUUGUCAGAGAGCAGAAGAUAGCUUUUCCAAAAAUCA